AUGGAAUUUCGGCAAUGCACCAUCGCGGGAUUAGCUUAUGCUGAUGUGGUCGAGGAUAUAAAACGUGCUCGCGUUGUUGAUGGAGUUGAGGUGGGACAAUAUGAUUUCAAGCAAUUAAGAGAGGAUUUGAGAAGUCACACAAUGGGCCUUGUGAUCCAUGAAUUUUUGUCUCUUUUGGCGGUUUGUCAUACUGUUAUUCCGGAAAGAAGCGAAAAGAAUCCCA
Ambispora leptoticha is the source of this 223-nucleotide messenger RNA. The record is from the annotation of a GenBank genome assembly. Lineage: Eukaryota; Fungi; Glomeromycota; Glomeromycetes; Archaeosporales; Ambisporaceae.